ACAAGAGAGCGUCAACACCACAACCCCGUCUCUCACGUGAGUCUUCCUGCUGUUGGCUACUUUUCCAGGUGUGGUUGAUGAUGAAGAUCUACCUGGCUUUACCUGUCUUAAUGGCCUUGCUACAGACAGUUCCAGCCGUUCCUAUGAUCCGCAACACAUCUCAGAACAACAAAAACAGCAACAACAGCAACAAGAAAGGAUCAUUUGGCGUGAAGGAAGCGCCGCCACAGGUGAUCUGGGGUAGCGCCUGCUCUCCCCGCAAGGCCUUCCUCUACCAGCAGCAAGACGCCCUUCUGCAGUGUGAGGUAUACGCCCCUACCGGCUCCGUCCUUACCUGGUACAAGGACCAUACACCGCUUCACCAUCAAAAGGAGGCGAUGCAGGAGGAAAUGAUCGACAGUGUGAGGGGCGGGGCCAAGGUUCAUCUCUCCUCCGUCAUCUAUAUUGACUGUGCUUCUCCAGACGACCAGGGUCGAUACCAGCUAGACGUGAGGACCCCGGCUGGUCACCUGUUCACCCGAUACUUUACCGUCCAGUUGUUGGAGAACGUGGACAGGAUGUUAGGUCACACGUGCAGGCUGGGGAAGGAAGUGAUGUCCUUCGUUCCCCGCAUCUAUCAGUUCGCUCGCCAAGCAGUAGCUCAGCACGGCCAGACGUUGGUGUUGCCCUGCCGCCUACACAGCCACCCUCCUACCAUGACAACCACCUGGCUAUUCCAAAACACCCUGCUCUCGACCCCACGCCAGACCAAGUACCAGGUACUAGCUAAUGGUGACCUGUUGGUGCGGGAUCUGAGUCCAAAGGAUAGAGGCGUCUACACCUGCCGCGCCCACAACACUGACCUGCCCGGCAUCGCAGACCAGAUUCACACUUUUGUCUACCCACAGGAAAAGGAUCGUGUGUAAUAUCUUGAUCAGUCAGCCACAGGUGUUGUCAGUAGCCCCCAGGUGUUGUCAGUAGCCCACAGGUGUUGUCAGCAGUCCCCAGGUGUUGUCAGCAGUCCCCAGGUGUUGUCAGCACUCCCCAGGUGUUGUCAGCAGUUCCCAGGUAUUGUCAGCAGUCCCCAGGUGUUGUCAGCUGCCCCCAGGUAUAGUCAUCAGCCCCCAGGUAUUGUCAGCAGCCCCCAGGUGUUGUCAGCUGCCCCCAGGUAUAGUCAUCAGCCCCCAGGUAUUGUCAGCAGCCCCCAGGUGUUGUCAGCUGCCCCCAGGUGUUGUCAUCAGCCCCCAGGUGUUGUAAGCAGCCCCCAGGUUACAGUGGCUUCUAGUUAUUGUCGUCAGGCCAUAUAUAUUGAUGUCAGGAAUCGGGUGUUUGUGUCAGCGUCCUGCUCUUACUGUCAGCCCCUGGGUAUUAACAUCAGCCUGUGUGGUGUUGUCAGUCAUCUGUGUUGUCGUCAGCUCUUCGGUGGGAUCGUCAGCACGUCAGCACGUUUCACGUCUCCAUUCAGAUGGUAGAAGCAAGAGGAAGUGUCUGCAGUCAGCACCCCCCGACUUAGACUGAGUCCUUUUCGGGGGUCAGUGUCAGCAGUCAGCAAACUCCCUGACACUGAGUCCUUUUAGGGGGGUCAAAGUUGGCAUGACAAUGUUUGAAGGAACGUGUGUGUGUGUGUGUAUGUAUAUUAGUUUGUAUGUGUGUAUUAGUGUGUGUGUGUGUUUGUA
Molecule: messenger RNA, 1655 nt
Organism: Homarus americanus (American lobster)
Lineage: Eukaryota; Metazoa; Arthropoda; Malacostraca; Decapoda; Nephropidae
Product: zwei Ig domain protein zig-4-like
Exons: 9
Coding region: 78-905 (275 amino acids)
Biological process (GO): axon guidance; homophilic cell-cell adhesion; dendrite self-avoidance
Cellular component (GO): axon; plasma membrane
Molecular function (GO): cell-cell adhesion mediator activity
Source: RefSeq, a predicted model, not a curated record